Molecule: messenger RNA, 1545 nt
Organism: Eucalyptus grandis
Lineage: Eukaryota; Viridiplantae; Streptophyta; Magnoliopsida; Myrtales; Myrtaceae
Product: 1-aminocyclopropane-1-carboxylate oxidase homolog 4-like
Exons: 2
Coding region: 137-616 (159 amino acids)
Source: RefSeq, a predicted model, not a curated record
UUUGGUUUUUGUCGAGUGAAUCUGGGAAGGAAGCUGUCUCUUCCUCUCCCUUUGCCAUCGCCUCCUCGUCCUUCCCUUUCUCUUUCCUUGCAGCACGACACUUGCAUCGGCCGAACCAGAAACUCGGAGUCGAUCCAUGGGCGUCACCGACACCGGCCGAACCCAAGAGGUCAAGCAAUUCGACGAAUCCAAGCUCGGAGUCAAAGGCCUCGUCGACUCCGGUCUCACCUCCAUCCCUCCCCUAUUCAUCCACCCGCCCGAGACCCUCUCUGACCUCGGGCCCGCCCGGCCCAGCUCCGACUCGAUCCCCACCAUCGACCUCUCCGGCUGUGACUCCGGGCACCGUCCCUCCGUCGUCGAGGAAGUGGGGUGCGCGGCUCGCGGGCUCGGCUUCUUCCAGGUGGUCAACCACGGCGUGCCGGUGGAGGUCCUGGACCGGACGAUCACUGCGGUGAAGGCCUUGCACGAGCAGCCGGCGGAGGCGAAGGCGAGGAUCUACCGGAGGGAGAUGGAGACCGGGGUCGCGUUCUUCUCCAACCUCAACUUGUUCCACUCCAAAGCGGCUAGCUGGAGUUUCUCACGGGCACAAACAAAAGAAGAAUUCAUGUAUAAAUAAAGAAUUAGGAAAGCAGAAAGAAUCAGUUCAAGCAAUGCAAGGAAUAAUAUUGCGAGGACACGCUCCAGAUAAGGCUGGAGCCGAAAGGGGACAUGGAAGAGAUCCCCGAGGUCUGCAGAAAUGAGGUGAUGGAAUGGGAUCCGCUGGUCCGGCAGCUGGGAGGCCUCCUGAUGGGAUUGUUGAGCGAGGGGCUGGGAUUGAGUCCGGGCAAGCUACCGGAAUUGACGUGCUUGGAGACGAGGGCCAUGGUGGGGAAUUACUAUCCGUACUGUCCCCAGCCUAAUCUGACGGUCGGCUUGAUGUCCCACACGGACCCAGGAGUGAUCACAUUGCUCUUGCAGGACUAGGUUUGCAGGUUGCAAGUGAAGCACGGCAAUGAGUGGGUGGAUGUGACACUAGUCCCGGGUGCUCUGGUUGUGAACAUCGGCAACAUCCUCUAGGUAAACUCCUAUUGAGGACUAGGAGUGUCUCUAAAGCACCCAAGUCAGUUAAAAAGUUACAUUCUUCAGUGAAACAGAGAUCCAUUCACGCGAUUUUUGUUUUCCCAGACCAUUUCUAACGACGAGUACAAAAGCAUGGACCACCGGGUGUUGGUCAACCCUAACCAAGAGCCAUGUGUGUCGGUAGCAGUUUUCUGCGACCCGAGCAAUCGCAAGAAUGAGUUCAGACCGUUCCUAGAGCUCAUAUCCUUAGAUAAACCUGCUGCUUUCCAGCAAUUCAACCUCAACAAGUACAUGAGGAGAUUCUUCACAAAGGAGUUGGAGGGGAAAAGUUUGAUAAAUUACUUCAGGGCAUAAGUGAGAGGUGCAUAGGCCCAAAAAUACUUCCCUAUGGCACUUAAGGAAACACGUGGUUCUCCCCCUAAAUCUUACGAAUCGUUAAAACAUAUGGACUAUUUAUAUUGUAUGAUACUCUGUUCUAUUAUUCAA